Molecule: messenger RNA, 1617 nt
Organism: Humulus lupulus (European hop)
Lineage: Eukaryota; Viridiplantae; Streptophyta; Magnoliopsida; Rosales; Cannabaceae
Product: putative UPF0481 protein At3g02645
Exons: 1
Coding region: 1-1617 (538 amino acids)
Source: RefSeq, a predicted model, not a curated record
AUGAGUAGAAGAGGUAAAAAUUUAGUCCAACACAUCACUGAAAUCUUCGAAAAAGAUGAUCUAGAUAUUCCCAUUACAAUCUUCAAAGUACCCAAAUCUCUGACUCAAGCAAACCCAGAAGUUUAUGUACCAAAACUGAUGGGCUUGGGGGCAAUGCAUCACUUGAGGCCUAGGCUUAAACACAUGCAAAUGUACAAAGUCAUGGAGGCCAAAAAAAUCCACAAGGGAUUCCAAGGUAUCGCUUUUUCUGAGCUUAUUGAGAUUCUGAAGGAGAUAGUAGUUUCCUCUGUGCGAGCUUCUUAUAACAUAUACUUGGAGAUAGAGGACGAUAUUCUUACUUGUAUAAUGGCCGUAGAUGGUUUGUUUCUGUUCGAUUUACUUUGCUGUUAUGGAAUAGAAAAACAACAUUUGUUAAGCUCAAAUAUUUUGAGUCAAAUGGUGGACUCUACUGGGAGGCGAUUGGCCCAAGAAACGACACUCAGAGAAGCUAUGAUGCUCGAGAACCAGAUUCCAAUCCUUGUGCUGAGGACUAUCUUGAUUAUAGAAUCGCCAGAGUUUGAAAUUGUGAGUGAGUAUUUGCCAAAAAUCUUGGUGGGUUUUUGCCAAUAUGUCUCACCAUUUGAUAUAAUGAUUGAUUACCCACCUUACAAGACUUUAAACCAUGCCCAUUUGUUGGAUCUUCUUUACCAUUUGAUCAUACCUGAAGAUAAUUUUCAAGAAGAAAAUGAUCUUAACGACUUGUUAAGAGGACUAUUUGACAAUGUAAAGUCUAAAAUACAAGCUUUAAAAGCUCCAAAACAAGAGACCAGAAAAAGAAUUCGUAGGACUAAGAUCAUGACAUUUGAGGCUGCUCUCGACGUGUCCUUAAAUCUAGCUCCAAUACAAUAUAAGAAAACUAUUGAACUUGCUAAAGGCUUGUUUAGCCUGCCAUGGUCAGAACUAGGAUCGAGUGUAUCUUCUGCUGUGAAAGGAGCAAUCGUAGAAGAGGAAACCUUGAUUCCAACAGCCUCUGAGCUGCAUAAAGCUGGUGUCAAAUUUGUACCAGGAGCUCAGAUCAGAAGCAUCAAAUUCGACUCGAAAAGUGUCUCCCUUCACCUACCCUCAAUGAAACUAGGUGGGAAUUCUGAUGUUAUAAUCAAAAACUUGGUUGCAUACGAGGCCUUGAUCAAGUCUGAGACAGAAGAGCUGGUUCUAGCGCCGUAUGCUGAAAUAAUGAGUGAUCUUAUAAGGACUUCAGAUGAUGUUAUGGUACUUAAGAAUGAUGGGAUUAUAAAAUUGGAUCAGUCCAUUGAUGAAAGACAAGUGAUCAAAGUGUUCAGUAGGAUGAAUAAGUCCGUACAGUCAACAAAUACGAGUGAGAGCAUUGACAAACAAAUUGAAACUGUGAAGAGUUACUACAAUGGUUUGUGGAAGGUAUCGGCACGUAGAUUCAUCAACAAGGGGUGGUUGGUUGCUGGGAAUUGGUGCAAAGUUUUAGCUGCUGUGUUGUUGUUGGUGCUGAUGGGAAUUCAAGCUUUUUGCUCAGUUUACGAAUGUCAUCGUUUAUCAUUUAAGACCAACAAUAGCUCUCAGUCUCUUCAGGGCUUAAGAGUACUUUCUUUGAGGUCUGAUGUGUAG